Tetrahymena thermophila SB210 is the source of this 1023-nucleotide messenger RNA. RefSeq lists its product as hypothetical. The record is from RefSeq and is a predicted model, not a curated record. The transcript is spliced from 3 exons. NCBI's taxonomy places the organism in Eukaryota, Ciliophora, Oligohymenophorea, Hymenostomatida, Tetrahymenidae.
AUGCUGAAUAAUUAAAACCAGAGAUAUAAACAAGAACAAAUAAAAAUAGGUGGAGGUUAGUUUAUCAACAUCUAGUAAGAAUAUUAAUACAGCAAUUAACCUGAAAAAAUAAAAGUGAUUGCUGAAGAGGAUAUAUUUAAGAAAGACACAUUUUAAUCUGCUCAAGAUAAAUUAAAUCCUAAACUUGAAUUACUGUUUAAUAGAGUUCAGUUUUUAUCAUCAUAAGUGAAUAACUAUGAAAAUCACAAUGAUUCUCUAAAAUAGCAAAUUGAAGAAGAGAUAGAUAGAAAUAGAAAAGAAGAAGAUUGUGUCAAUUCAGCAAUCAAAGAAAUGAACGAAGAUUUAAAAUAUUUAAACGAUGUUAUUCUUUAAAUUGAGGAUAAAAAAGAUUUUUUGAAGAAAGCGAACGAAUAAAUAAAAAUAGUUUAAUUGUCUGAAAAUAAAAGUAUGCAACUUAAAAAAGAGAAUGAAAAACUUAAAGAAGAAAUUAUAGAACUAAAAAAAAAGAAUUUAUAAAGCGAAAAAAAGCAAACAGAAUUGGAGGGAACUUUAAAAGAAAUAAAAGGAGAGUUGAAUAAAAUUAUCUUAGAAAAUUAACAAAUAAAAAAUGAAUACUCAGCUAAUUAAAUAUAGUUCAUGAAGUUAGAGCAAAAAUAUAUUACGUUAAGAUAGGAUCAUGAAAAACUUACCUAUGACUAUUAAAAGCUAUUUCAAGAUUUUAACAAUUUAUAAAAGGAACAUAAAAAAUUAAAAACCUAAAAAGAAAAAGAUUAGCCAAGAAUAAGUGUGUUUGCUCCAUAAGAAAGUUUAUCAUAGUCAUUUUAGAUUCAUAAUGAUACUAUUUAAGAUACACUAAAGCUAAAGGAAAUAGACAGCUAAUAAUAUUCUGAACCUGAUUUAUCAAUAUUUUAAAUUUCUUAAAAUGAAGGUUUGGGUUAGAAUAUUAUUGACAUAAAAAACAAGAGUAAAAUAUCUAAAAGAUAACAAGAUAUUAUAGCACAUAACCUAAUCAAUUAAAAAUGA